Brassica rapa (field mustard) is the source of this 3022-nucleotide messenger RNA. RefSeq names its product protein ALP1-like. The record is from RefSeq and is a predicted model, not a curated record. NCBI's taxonomy places the organism in Eukaryota, Viridiplantae, Streptophyta, Magnoliopsida, Brassicales, Brassicaceae.
UCCAACAUCUCAGACGACUUAUUAGGGCUAUAUUCGUAAAAAUAUCUUCUGUUUUUUUUGUUUGGUCACAAGGGGCUAAGCUGUAAUUUCACAAGGCUUUUAGGUUUGUUUUGCAUUUGAUUCAAGUUUGGGUAUAGGUUUGGGGUUAAAAUCAAGUUGUGGGUUAGUUUUGGCAAAAAUCCCAACUAUUAAAGGUACAUAAACUAAUUAAAGUACGUAAGUAAGUUAACUUUAAUGUAACCAUGAAAAAUAUUAUUUUGUUAAUUAUAAGCUGCAAAAAAUAAAAUUGAAUAAUGAUGAUGUGUUUGAAUAAUGUUUUAAAAUAAUUUUUUUCUGUUCGAGGAUCCCUUUUGAAGGAAUAAAUAUAUAUUUUACUAUUUAGUUAACCAAAAAUUUUGUGAAUGUACAUAAACUUUUUUUCCAUAAAUUAGUUGGUUAACUGAAAUAAUAGAAGUAUGUAAACUAAUAAAGAUACGUAAGUUAGUUAACUGAAAGUUUAUUUAUGUAUAUAAAUUAUUUGUUAUAUAUUAAUGUAAUUAAUUUUACAUCAACCAAAAUAAGUUAAAAAGUUAAUCAUAAACUGCAUGUAAUAAAGUUGAAUAUUAGUAUUUAUUUGAAAUAUGUUUUAAUAAAAAAAUUGUUCUGUUUGCGAUUUAAAAAAAAAAAUUUUUGUGUUGCAAACUUAAUAAAUAUAUGUUGUGAAUAUUUUAAUUAUAUAUAUACAUUAUAUUUUAUUUUAUUAUUUUUUAUUAAAAAUAUGAUUAAUUAUGAAACUCUAAUAUAUGACUAAUAUUUGAAUCAUUUUUAAAAUCCAGAUAUGUUAGGAAGACGUCAUGGAAACCCAAAUCCUGUAGGACAAAGAAAUUUAAAUGUUCAUAACGAAACUUCUUCACGAGUAAGAAAUCUGAUUUUAUAUUUAUUGCAUCUAUUUUAAUUACAUAGUAUUAGUCAAAUUGGGGGACACCAAACGCUCAACCAUGGGGUGUACCUCCAAAUGGUCCAAGUUGAAACACAUCUCCAAAUGCUCAACAAUGGAGUACGCCACCAUAUCCUCAACAAUGAAACAUUCCACAUAAUUUUCAUCAUGGUCAGCAACCAUCAAAUUUUCAGCAAGCCGGCUCUUCCGGAACAACACCAACAAAUGUUCACUACGGAUUUACAGUUGGAAAUCAAGGUGGAAGUCCACUGAAUACUCAACAAAAUUAUUCGGAAGGUGCAAGAAUAGAUUCUUCACUAAAGGUCCACUAAUCACCAUCAACUAGUAUCGGUUUCAAUAAUUAUUUUGAAACAGGAAGCACAUCACAAAGACCGAGACGUGGAGGUCUAUUCAAUAUUUGGAGAACUACAGAAGAACCUAAUGAAGAGAAUCAAAGUGGUUCAGGAGACGAAGAGUAGCGAUCUGAUUGUCAUGUUUGUACAUUAUGAUAUAAUGUUAUUAUUUUUGUUGUGUGUUAUAGGUUUUCAUCUGUUUUAUACUACUUUUAUAUUAUUUUUGUGUGUUAAUGGAUUGUCAUAUUCUAAUGUUCUAAAAUAUUUAUAUAUUAUUUUGGUGUGUUAAUGCAUUAUUACUAUUUUUAUAUAUCUAAUAAAAUAAAUUUUAUGUUUAUUAAUUUGCAGGCAUUUCGAAUCUGUCAAUUGCGUUCACAAAACAUCCAGACACUAUCUUACGAAGAGAGAAUUGAGUUGUGGAAUUUAGAAAAUGAGCAAUUUGAGGAGUUAAUAAUUCAACCAACUUUGAGUUAUUAUGAUCGAUAUUUUAAUAGAGCACCCGCCCGGACAGACAGAGGUUUAGCGUGGAGAAAUAUGUGGUCUCGACUUCAAGAAGAUGAUGCUGCUUGUCUUCAACUCCUACGAAUGUCACUACCAUGUUUCCGAACACUAUGUAACAUACUACAAACGAAUUAUGGUGUGAAACCAACUUCAAAUGUAAGCAUUGAAGAAAGUGUGGCUAUAUUUUUGCGUAUAUGCGGGCACAAUGAAGUUCAAAGAGAUGUUGGGUUGAGAUUUAGACGAAACCAAAAGACUGUGAAAAGAAAAUUUAAAGUUCUUAAAGCGACGGAAUUACUUGCAUGCGAUUAUAUCAGAACUCCAACAAGACAAGAACUAUACCGAAUUCCUGAAAGACUUCAAGUACAUCCAAAUUAUUAUCCAUUUUUUAGUGGAUUUGUUGGAGCUAUGGAUGGGACUCAUGUUUGCGUAAAAGUACUACUAGAAUUACAAGGAAUGUAUUGGAAUCGACACGAUAAUGCAUCGUUGAAUAUUAUGGCAAUUUGUGAUCUGAAUAUGCUAUUCACAUAUAUAUGGAAUGGAGCACCGGGAUCUUGUCAUGAUACAGCCGUUCUCACAAUGGCACAAGAAAGCGAUCCUGAAUUUCCUUUGCCUCCAAUGGAAAAGUAUUAUGUCGUUGACUCGGGUUAUCCAAACAGGCAAGGAUUUUUGGCUCCAUAUAAGUCAUCACGAAACAACGUUGUCAGAUAUCAUAUGUCACAGUUCAACUAUGGUCCUGCUCCACGGACUAAAGAAGAAUUAUUUAAUCGAUAUCAUGCGUCUCUACGUUCAGUUAUCGAGAGAACUUUUAGAGUUUGGAAGAAAAAAUGGAGGAUUCUUUGUGAUUUUCCAAGAUAUAGUAUUAACAUACAUCAGAGAGUGAUCAUGGCUACAAUGGGAUUGUAUAAUUUUAUUAAGAUUUCAAACUUUUCAGAUGCAGAUUUUGCUGAAGUUAUGACAGAAACAGGAGGAUUCAACACACAAGCAGAGACUGAUUUUUAUACCGAUUUAGAAGAUGUGGGAACAAUUGAAGUGACAUAUGGAGGACAUAUGACGCAAAUAAGAGAUAAUAUUGUAAAUAUGCUAUGGGAAAAUCAAUAAAAUAAACUUAUUUUCUGAUUGUAAUUUAUUUGUACUUUAUAAAAAAUGUAAAAUACUUUUUUUGUCAAAUAGAAUUUUAUUUUAUAUAUUCGGUACUAUUUAGUUUAUAAACACCAUUCAAGCAUUUUGAUAUAAACUUGUACGUUUUCUAUUU